Diorhabda sublineata is the source of this 7362-nucleotide messenger RNA. RefSeq names its product transcriptional regulator ovo-like. The transcript has 9 exons. Gene Ontology annotation, cellular component: nucleus. Gene Ontology annotation, biological process: regulation of transcription by RNA polymerase II; epidermal cell differentiation. Bases 199 to 2619 code for a protein of 806 amino acids. Lineage: Eukaryota; Metazoa; Arthropoda; Insecta; Coleoptera; Chrysomelidae. Gene Ontology annotation, molecular function: DNA-binding transcription factor activity, RNA polymerase II-specific; RNA polymerase II cis-regulatory region sequence-specific DNA binding. The record is from RefSeq and is a predicted model, not a curated record.
AGUCUUCCCAAGGACCUCCAAGUGUUCGACACGCAGGAUAGCUUAACUAACAUCAACCUGAUGUGUAUAAACAAUCAACAAUGAUAUUUAUUUUACAGAGGACAUAAAAUGGAUUUUUUAGUGUUGUGAUGUGAUUCAAGUGACUGUUUUGUGGUUGUGUUACCAUUAUUUGGAUACUUUAUUGUGACUUAAGGCAAAAUGCCGAAAAUAUUUUUGAUCAAAAAUAGGUUGCACCAGCAACAGUUGAGGCUCGAGUCUCAAAACGCUGGGGACGCGAAAACUGAAUUAGGACUCGGCGAUUGCCAGCCUCUGUCAUUAAUCGUCCAGAAAAAAGAUGAUCAAGAAAAAAAGCAAGAAGAUCGUUCUAAAACGAAAACUCCACCGCCAGAUGUAACGAAACCUACAGGUACUCCCCCUCGACGAUUCAUCUCCUCCAUUCUUGGAGGAGAUAAACCUUAUGGCAGUAGAGGCCACGUACUUACCAGAGCCGAACGAAAAGAAUACCCGGCUUUAUUCAAACAAGAAAAAGUAAAUAUUCCGUCCACACAUAAACCAUCCGAAGACGUACCACGUCCGCCAAAUUUAGCACCGGUUCGACAAUUUUCCGUUAUUCAAAGAACACCGAAAUCUACGACGAAAAGAGAAGAAGAUACCGAUACGAGGGUACCUACGAAUUUAGUCAUACAAGAACCCGAACAGGAUCAGCCUAUCGAUUAUCAUAUACCUAAACGGAGAGGGGAAACGGAAGAUGAGGAGGAAGAGAGGAAAAUCAGGGAACAAAGAAGGAGUCAUUGCUCGAAAAUCAUCAAUCCUCUUAUAUCAGUGAGGUCACUCAUUGGAAAAUUUCCUGUCACGUUAUCAGCUGCUGCGGGUCAUGGUAGAGGUACCACUGGUAGUCAAUCAUCGGGUAACCAAACUAAUAACUCAUCUACUAGUGGAGGUACCGUGAACUUCAGUGGGAGUGCUUCGAGUGGUGGAGGUGGUGGCGGCGGCGGUGGUGCUAUUGGAGGAGGUACAGGAGGAGGUGGAAUGAAUCCAGGAAGAGAUGGUAGACAGAAUUAUGGACCCAGUAGUCCACCAACUGGUAGCUUACCGCCCUUCUAUGAGUCCCUAAAAGGCGGCAACAGCAACAACAGCUUCAACGCCAACGGAAAUUUCCCUUCAAACUACAUACUUUCGAAUCAACAAAACAUGGAUUGCGAUACCGGUCAAGAAUUAGGAAAUUUAACAAUCAACGGUAAUCAGAGCCCACCAAAACAAUAUUCGACCCUCCAAAACGCAUCCUACGGUAUUAUAAUGAAAGAUGAAAGCGAUUUGGAAUUGUACGAAGGCAAAAUGGAUCCAAUGAAUCAACUUCUUCCUAGUGGAUAUUCCAAUUACGACGAUUCAAUGAUGGUUGAUUUAGUGACAGGUACAGUUGUAGAUCCUCUACAGUUCACUGCAACAUUAACAUUUUCUAGCGCGGCGGAAAACGCUUUGUUGGAAAAUUUCCCGGACGCUACUGAUCUCUCAUCAUUUCUACAGAGAUUACCUAGUGAAGAAAAUGAUAGCGAAGAAGUUGGUGCGGGAAAUAUGCACUCACCAUCCAUGACACCCGAAUCUCAAUUACAGUCUGUUGAACAAAAUCUAGAUUCCUUCAGUGAGCAAAUGCUAAAUCGGAAUUACGAAAGCAGAAGCUCAUUUCCUCAUAGUCAUUUUUCUAAAAUAUACCAAGAUACUUUGCCUCCUUAUCAAUCUCCUCUCCAUGAAAACUCUCUUCAACUCCAUCAACAACAAAUGUUAUCUCCCUCUCUAUCAUUCAACGGGAGCGGUUUGGAUCUGGAUUCUCCUACAACUAUGAGUUUGCCUUCGCCCGGAGCUGCGAGCUGUUCUUUGGACGGACCACAUGGAGAUGGAAGUCCGAUAAGUCCACCAGCUAAUGUGAGUCGAAGGAGAGAUAGUACUAGCAGCGAAGCUCCCUCUUUAGGAGCAAGGGUUAAUGUGUUGCAUAGGUUGGGGUUGCCGUCAGAAGUGCAAUUAGAAUUCGUAAACGGAGGUCACGGCAUCAAAAAUCCUCUGGCGAGUCAGGAUACGGUACGAAGCAAUUCGAGAACUGAUGAUAAAACCAAAGUAGGAUCAAUCACGACAGAAGAUGGCCAAACAAGCUUCGCUUGUAGGAUAUGCAAUAAGUCUUUUGCUCUUCAACGUUUAUUAAAUAGGCACAUGAAGUGCCAUUCCGACGUCAAAAGGUAUUUGUGUACGUUUUGCGGUAAAGGAUUUAACGAUACUUUCGAUCUGAAACGGCAUACGAGAACUCAUACAGGUGUCCGACCUUACAAAUGUAGCCUUUGUGAGAAAUCAUUUACACAGCGGUGUUCUCUCGAAUCUCACUGCCUUAAAGUACACGGAGUACAACACCAAUACGCAUAUAAAGAACGCCGAACAAAAGUUUAUGUAUGCGAAGAAUGCGGUCAUACGACAAAUGAACCAGAAGUUCAUUAUCUUCAUCUCAAAGAAAAACAUCCUUACAGUCCCGCUUUGCUCAAGUUUUACGAUAAAAGGCAUUUUAAAUUCACGAACUCCAAUUUUGCAAACAUGCUGUUACAAGAAAUGGAAAGUAGAACAAGGAGUCAAGUCUGACAUUGUCUGUCCGUCGUUGAUAUUCAAUUCCCAUAAUGCAAAGUCGUCACAUAUUCUUUGCAUGUAAGACGGAGACUAUAAAUAAAAAUCGGGUUUUUUGUGCAAUCUGGUGGAAGGAACUGGGUUUUUUUUUUAAUUUUAAGUUAGUUUUAGUUUAUAAAAAAAAUGUUAAAUAUUGGAGCGGAGUUAGAAUUUGGAAAAAAGUUUCUAUAAAUACAUUUGAAUUUAGUCGAUUAGAACAGCUAGAAAAUUGGAUGUGCACUAAUAAAAAAAGCAAAAAGAUGCAAUUCAAUAAUAAUAAGUUUUUCGUAUUUAUUUACACACUAUACACUAUUUAUAAUAAUUCACUUAAAUAAUUUUCACGAUUACUUUCAUAAUUCGUUCGUUUUACCACGACUAUUUAUUUAAAACUAACUAACUGCGUUUACACAUUUCAUUUAUAUACCUAAAUAAAAUUCUACAAAGUUCUAGAAUAAAAAGAAACAAAUAAAUAAGACUUUCCAAGAAAUUAUUUCGAACAAAUACUGUAAAUAAACCGCCUGCUACUAAAUAAUUAAACAUCAAACGAGUUCCAUAAUUUAUAAAAAAUAUGGAAAACGUGGCGAACUUAUAAAAGCACGCGGUGCUUUCUAUAACAUUUUUAAACUAAUUUUGCGUUCUGUAGCUAAUAGAUCUGAGUCCAAAUUUUUCACUUUCCAUUAUUCUUAGUUGACUGAAACAUAAAUACGUUACGUGUCUCUAAAAUAGAAUUUUAUUCCUAUGCUAAGGUUUUUUUUUAGUUUUUAGUUUGAUUUAUGCUAAAAGCGUGUUUCUCGUUAUUUUUAAACUGUAUUUAUUGAAAUUUUAAACCUGUCUUUAACUCAUACAGAGAUGUUGAUGGUUGCAUCUCGAUUUUAUAAGUUUGGAACUGCGUGCUCGUGUCACACGAGAGACAAAACGAAAUUUAUGAUUACUGGCAAAUGUAAUCAAGAAAAUCAAAUAUUUUGAUAGAAUUAUUGCGAAUUUUAAAUUAAAUCUUAUCGCUCACAGUUGGGCCAAACUUGAGGUCAAAAAGUCAGUUACAGAGUUAGAGAGACAUAAAAAUAUACCUAGAACGAGAUUUAAAUCACAGUUUCCGAAAGUCGCGUUCAAUUUUCGGUGGACAUUCCAAAUUUAAAACAUGGUCUACAAGAACUUUUGUUUUUUUGGUACUUUUUCGUGUAUAAAUUCUUCCAUUAUCAAUGGUUUAUCCACAUUGAAAUGUGUCAAUUUAUUUCAAACUAUCUCUCUAAGGAAAUGAACGUGAUAUUAUUUUUGAAAGGUACGUUUUUCCCACAUCAUUUUCAACUCAACAAAACUUCUUCUUUGAAAAACAUAUGACUGGUUUUUCAUUUAUGUCUCCUUUUUGCGUGAAAUGUAAAAGAUUUUUCACAACUGCACAAUUUAAAACUUUUUUACUUUCCUUUUAAAAGGUAUUGAAAAUAAUGAUAGACUUACGAAAGGAAUAAUUAAUAAAUUUUUUGAAAUAGUGCUAGUAAUAGAUAAACUGAAGAAAUAUUGAAACUACUUUACUGCAAAUUGUCUGGAAGUGUUAUGAACCUUCACGUACUGUUUCAAAGAAAGAUUAUUAGUGCGCAAUCAAUUCUCGAUCUAUUUUGGUCGACCUAUACUGUGUUCAAUAAGUUGAAAAUACUUUGAAAUCCAGUAGUUUAUUUACAUUUUCAAAUUUAGUAAUAUUAUAGUCCCAAUUAUUUUGUAAAUAUUAUUUUUUAGUUAUAUACCCUCUCGAAGAAUUGAUUAAUAUUUUAAAUGAAAAAAGCCACAUCAUUUUAUUAUUUUUUAACGACCUUUUAAUAUCACGUGAAACAUACAUUCCGUUAAAUUGACCUUAGUUCUAAGGUCAAACUCAAUAAAGUUGAUUCAAACAAAAAAAAUUAUUUUUCAGUACAAAAUACAGGUAAAUAUAAAAAUUAAUCUGUAAUAUUGGAGAAAAAUGUUCAAAACUUUAAUCAUUGUAUGUUUCUUGAUCUACCUGACAUUUCGUCAACUUCUACGUUUGGCAUGUUCAGAAAUUGUUUAUUGACUGCAAGCGGCUACUGAAGAUGUCAACUGCACAAGUUAUUUUCGACUUAAUACCCCAAAAAAACGAAUGCCGAAUUCAGCUGGAAAUUUAUCAUUGUCAAUUUAGUUUGUUCCUGAAAUGCUGAAUGAAUAAGGAAAGUUUUUGUAGUGUCAACUUCUAGGAUUCUGUGUAUUAGCACUACAUCCUUGAAUAUAUAACAUAUUCCUAUGGAGUUAAAUCCGCUAAGCAUAGAUACCACGGAUUGUUAUUAUACCAGCAAAUCAGAGCUACAUUAAACUUUAUAACAGUCUGAGCAUUAUAUAGCUAAGGACUCAAUCAGAAAUUGCCAGAGAGCCAAUCAGCACUUUGACGUAUUUUUUGUGGCCCCCCAUGUUCACAUGGAGCGGUUUUAAAGCAUUAAAAAGAAUAAACGCAAGCAUGCGCGCUCUAGACUUUCAUAAAUGUCAAACAUAGUUUAACUUGUUGAGAAACUGUCAUAAUGUGAAUGUCAAAAUCAUAACCUCACUGUUCUAGUGUAGUUUGUAGUGGCAGAUAUGCUACUAUGCUUGUACGUACUUAUGAGUGUUUAUAUAACAAACAGUCGGCUGAAUGCACGUACGUGUCUUAAUCUAGUUUGUUUUGUGAACUGGUGUGUGACUGUGUGAUAGUUGAUCAUAAGCACGUUAGGAUCAUUUGAUUUCAAGGCUCCAGAGGUAUCAAAGCAACUGGUCGCGUUGGAAAAGGCAAAUCACCGUACUGCUGAAGUAUCAAAAGGUUUUGGAUGUCGUAAACGGUAAGUUAACAUUGACUGCCCUAAUAAGGAUGAAUUCGAAACCAAGGACUCGUUUGCUCAGUCGUUUUUGGUAAAUACGUUGAACGCUACCAAUGAGGAACUCUCACGUAUUCUUGUGAAACGGCCAAAGAUAUUUGAGCGAGGUUGAGUUCUGUGUAUAAGCUGAGGUCAAGUAAGAGAUUAAAUAGACUUUUGGUAUCUGUCUUUUCUUAUAGAAUAAUGAAUGAGAAGAUCAAGCUGGAACACGUUUCAAGUCAUCAUCAACUUGCCGAUAUGUUUGCGAAGAGUCUUCCUGCUCCUGAGUUCUCAACUAAUAAAAAAUCCAUUGGAAUUUGGGGGAAGGUGCUGGAGUACCUGGUCAAACACAAGACAACAAUAAUGGACUUACCGUUUGAAUAUUGAUUUCAAUGAAACGGAAACUAUUUUUUUUGACAUUGACAUUCAAUUUGUCGAACGUUUUUAAAUUGAUUUUAAUAUAAGUCACGAGGUGGGCCGAAGUGAGCGUUGGAAGAAUUUGCAGAAUUUUUAAAACUCAAGCAACAGAGAUCACAACCUUGAGAGUAUCUCAUUAUUUGAUGCGGUAUGGGAUAUUAUAAGUACUUUUGAUACACCACCGAAUAUUUCACCAUCGUCACAGAAGCUAUUUCAAUUUUACUUCAAUAUAAAUCAGUUAAAUACUCGAAAAAACAUUCAAUAAUUUACAAAUUAUAACAUGAGCCUUUCACUUUAUUCUUUCUGUUUUGCUAUUCGUUAGUAUUUAUCUCAAAAACGCCUCGUAAACAAUGGUCGUGAGUGCUUAGUGGAAUGCACCCUAAUAGUACACCGACCAUCGAAAUACAAAUUGAACGAUGUCACGUUUGACACUUUCAUACCCAAAAGUAUGUUCGUGUGAUUAAUUCUGUCGUGAUUUAAGAGAUUAUGAGGUAUUGCAAUUGCACGAGUGUCGAUUUUUUGUUCAGCUAACCACUAGCUGGUGUAUUUUAACUUUUAUAAAGUGUUUGAUUAAUUAUUUGGUAUGAUGGCAGAAUAUUUAUUUAAUUCAGUGAUACAUGCGUCGAUUUGUUGAUUGGAGCACUCCGUUCCGCAAUCACAGGGUAUGUUAGGUUAGGGUAUGUUCGUGUCAUUAAUUCUGUUGUAAUUGUGGUUUAAGAGAUUAUGAGGCAUUCCGUUUGCACGGGUGUCGAUUUUUAGUUCAGUUUACUAGCUGGUGUAUUUUAACUAUUAUAAAGUGUCUAGUUAAUUAUUUGUUAUGAUAAAAGCAUUUUUAUACGAAGUUUGAUACAUUUUCGAUUGGCUUUUUUCAUUUUGAUAAAAUAUCAGGGGGUGAUGGAAUUUUUCUGAACUUUAACGCGUUCCAUUAUACAAAUUCUGGUGCUUCAUAGAUAUACGAUAAAACUAUGGUGCUGCAGAAUAUUUUCACACAUUUUGAUGAAACGAAAUGAAAUUGUUGUGAUUUAUUUUACUAUUACAACGAACAAAUUAUGCAAUACUUUUAGAUGUUUUGUUAGAAUGCGAAUUUGUUAUUUUUUUGGAGUGAGUGUUGUUUGUACAUAAUAAAUAUUAUUAUGAUUUUUUUAAGUACCUAUUUGUUCAUCGUAUAGUUGAAUUUUGUGUUAGUGUGAACUAUUUAAUUUGUUUGCCAGUGUACCUAGAAAUAUCGAGAUGAAUUUUAAUAUUAUUUAUAUGUUUUUCUUCUUACGUUACAGUAUUCACGUUUCCUUCAAUGUAUAUUUUUGUACUUAACACUAUUGAACUGAGUUAGAUCCAUCGAGAAUUUAUUUUAUUUAAAAAUUAGCUUUAACUCUAUCACAUUACUUAAUAUUUAUCAGUUCAUUCUCAGUUAUUACUCAUUGUAGAACAAAAUAUUAUGUAAUUUUCCUAAUGUUGUUAUACAAUAAAUUAUAUUCAU